Messenger RNA from Sorghum bicolor (sorghum), 2894 nucleotides. Its product is annotated as phosphatidylinositol/phosphatidylcholine transfer protein SFH13. The record is from RefSeq and is a predicted model, not a curated record. NCBI's taxonomy places the organism in Eukaryota, Viridiplantae, Streptophyta, Magnoliopsida, Poales, Poaceae. The transcript has 16 exons. The coding region runs from base 552 to 2375 and encodes 607 amino acids.
CCACCUCCCCUCCAGUUUACCAACACCAGAAGGAGCAAACUGAGAGGAGACAGAGCGGCACAGUUGGAGAGAGAGAGAGGCAGAAGGAGCACGGGAGCAGGGGAAGGGAGAGAGAGAAAGCGCCAAGCCUCCAAUCUCUCGCCUCUCCUGCUGCCAAGGUUCUUGAUUGAUUCCAAUCCACCCAAAACAAAAUGUGUUUUGUUUUGUUUGCGGGGGGUGCGCGGUGCCGGACCGAUUGGAGCUGUCAUGUCAGUCUUGAUCUUCGUUUUUAUUCUGCUCAGAAGGAAGUUCCUCCUGGGUUGGGAGGGAGUAAAUGAGCGGCGCCUUCCCUCCCUUGUCGAUACAUGCUGUUCCUCUGGGUGGAAUUUAUGGCGACUCGGACGCCACGCUGCUUUUAGUAGUAACCAAUGCAGGUUCCUCCUCAGGGCCUGGAAGCUGCAAUCUUUUUUUGGCAACGAGAUUUGACAGUGGCGAUUGAAGGUUAGGUGCCAGAGCGCGACGUCGAGGUCUCAGCUGGGAUAUCCAGGAAUCCUGAAUUGACGGCGGCGAAGAUGUCUGUGAGCCAUGCGGAGGACAUUGAGAUAUCGCUGUGCGACGGCAACUCGGAGGACGAGCGGCGGCGGCGCAAGAUCGGCUCGCUGCGGCGGAAGGCCAUCCACGCACUCAAGAAGCGAGGGAGGCGUCGCGUCGACUUCCGCUUCCCGCCGGCGGCCAUCUCCAUCGAGGACGUCCGCGACGCCGAGGAGGAGCGCGCCGUCGCCUCCUUCCGGGAACGCCUCGCCGCGCACGGCCUCCUCCCCGAGAAGCAUGAUGACUACCACAUGAUGCUAAGGUUCCUGAAGGCCAGGAAGUUCGAAGCCGAGAAGGCAAUGCAGAUGUGGUCAGAGAUGCUGAAAUGGAGGAAGGAGUUCGGAACUGACACCAUCCUUGAGGAUUUUGAGUUUGAGGAACUGGAUGAUGUGCUGCGCUACUACCCUCAGGGCUACCAUGGUGUUGACCGCGAAGGCCGACCGGUGUACAUUGAGAGGCUUGGGAAGGUGGAUCCAAACAAGCUCAUGCAGAUCACGUCGGUGGAUCGCUACAUCAAGUACCAUGUCCAGGAGUUUGAGAGGGCCUUCAGGGAGAGGUUCCCUGCUUGCACAUUGGCUGCUAAGAGGCACAUUGACUCCACCACUACCAUCUUGGACGUCCAGGGUGUGGGGUUUAAGAAUUUCUCCAAGACUGCAAGAGAACUAGUACACCGGAUGCAGAAGAUUGAUAGUGACUAUUAUCCUGAGACACUCCACCAAAUGUUUGUUGUGAACGCUGGUAGUGGAUUCAAGUGGAUCUGGAACAGCGUGAAGGGCUUCCUUGACCCUAAAACUUCAUCCAAGAUUCAUGUGCUCGGUUCGAACUACCAGAGCAGGCUUCUUGAAGUAAUAGAUUCGAGUGAGUUGCCAGAAUUCCUUGGUGGUUCAUGCACAUGUAGUGACAAGGGUGGUUGUCUUGGAUCGAACAAAGGGCCGUGGAAUGAUCCUUAUAUAUUGAAGCUGAUACACAGUUUGGAGGCUGGAUGCGCGAGGGAAAUCAAGCCUGUGUCUGAGGGGGAGGAAAGAAGCAGCUCUUCUCUUCGGUUGGAGCAGUUGAAAUGGCAGGGCAUGUUAAGUGACACUUCAAAUGCUGAAUCAGGAUCUGAUGUUGAUGAUUUUGGUCCAUAUGUUCAGAAAGUUUCGGACUACGGUUGCUUGACUCCAGUCCAUGAGGAAGUAAAGGGCACAGAUUGUGCAACAUACUUAAGCUGUGAUGAUCAAAGUCACCCGGAUAUGGCUCCUGAAUCUUACCAUGGAGUGCGACGAACUACUGAAAUGGUGCAGAAACCAAUGGCUGAUUUCAGGCAAUAUUCCACCAACAGAAGGCCUCGUGAUUUAGGGAACAAUGCUCUGAAUGUCAACGACACAGUUGUUGAAAGGGGCUGGGAAAAUGUAGUGAAGCUAGUAGUUACAGCGUUGAUCAAGCUCUUUUCCUUCAUCCGGCUUUUCAUCUCUAGAGCUGAGGGGAGGCUUGAGAACGUCAAUGGCCCUGCUCGACCAGCAACACCAGCAGCAGAGAAGCCAAAGCCUCGAGUCGUCAGUGAUGAAGAGGUGUGCGCCUGUUUACAGCGUAUCGACAAUCUCGAAUUGCUGUGCAAUCACCUUGCCACCAAACCACCACAGAUCCCAGAGGACAAGGAACGCAUUCUGUUGAACUCAUUUGAGCGGAUCAGAUCCGUUGAGGCUGACCUUGAGAGGACCAGAAGACUGUUGAAUGCGACCGUGGCCAAGCAGAAGGCAUUGGUGGAGACUCUGGAAUCUGUACAGGAGUCGUCUAGAGUCAAGAAGCGGAUGUUCUGUUCAUAGGACAUGGAGCUGAACCUCAAAACCAUGUCGUUGAGAUUAACCAACCAACCAACCGUGAAGCGUGACGCCUCAAGCUGCCACCAGCCAGAGCCAUUUUUGACCUUGCCGCCACCACCGCGGAAAAUGGAAGAGAAGACCGCAUCAUCCCUGUUGCUUCCUUCCAUUCUCCCCGUUUUUGUUCCUCCAUUUGGUUGUACUCUACCGGCCGGCGCCCCUGUCUGUUGCCUUUUUGAUUGGUGAACGCUGCACCGGCUGGCCGGCUGCCGAGCGCCAUGCCAAGUGUUGUUUUUUCUUUCUUUCUUGGCCGAGACCUCCAUUUUGGGGCAGAAACGCCUGAGAGAUGGUGCGAGUUGGUGUCCGAAUGGUUGGAGUCGUUCUGUACUGAGUAGUAGUGAGUACUGACCCCGUGGCUAGAGCUGGGAGGAACACAGUGGCGAGCUUGGUGUUCUGUACAUGCCACCAACUGUGAUUCUGGUGGUCUGCUAAUACAGAUUGUUAUCACAGUGCUUGUUGCCGUUC